Molecule: messenger RNA, 897 nt
Organism: Paramuricea clavata
Lineage: Eukaryota; Metazoa; Cnidaria; Anthozoa; Malacalcyonacea; Plexauridae
Source: the annotation of a GenBank genome assembly
AUGUCUGAUUUACCAGAGGACCGUAUAGAUCCUUCGUCCCCCUUCUCUUAUUGUGCAGUGGAUUUCUUUGGACCAUUCACUAUCAAAGAAAAAAGAAGCCUAGUAAAACGAUACGGUGUUCUUUUACCUGCCUAGCGAGUAGAAAUGUCCAUUUAGAAACGGCAAAUUCACUCAAUACAUCACCUUUCAUCAAUGCCUUUGAGUCGAUUUUUAAGCCGACAUGGUCCUGGAAGACAAUUAAGAUGUGAUCAAGGCACCAACUUCGUAGGAGCCCGAAAUGAGCUGAGAGAAAUGAUCAAUGUCGGAUACACAAGCAUAUGAUCCAACAUGGCUCAGAAUGGGUACCAUUUCAAAUGGACGUUCCCCAUGCUAGUCACAUGGGAGGUUCCUGGGAAUGAAUGAUUCGAACUGUUCGUGAUGCACUCGAAUUUGUACUUAUCUCCUCUGGUAGUCAACUGGAUGAUGAAGCUUUCAGGACAUUCAUGACCGAAGCUGAAUGCAUUGUAAACUCCAGACCCCUGACGACAAAUGAACUAAUGAACAAAUGAACUAAUGAUAAAUGACAAAUGAUCCUGAAAUGUUAGAACCAUUGACACCAAAUCACUUGCUCACACUUAAAUCGAAAGUUGUUCUACCACCUCCAGGACAAUUCCAAAGAGCAGAUUUAUAUUCCCGAAAGUGGUGGAGAAGAGUUUUUUUACAUAAUCGUCAUAAGUUGUCAGAAGUGGAGUCGUCCACAGAGAAAUAUGUCGGUUGGUGAUAUAGUAAUAUCGAAAGAGAGUGAAGAACCACACAACAAGUGGCCACUUGCUAAAGUAGUAGACGUUUACCCAAGUGAAGACGGAUGUGUAAGAAAGGUGCGUAUUCUAAAGUCAGACGGAGAUCUGGAUAGACAAG